Messenger RNA from Epithele typhae, 996 nucleotides. RefSeq lists its product as uncharacterized. Lineage: Eukaryota; Fungi; Basidiomycota; Agaricomycetes; Polyporales; Epitheliaceae. The coding region runs from base 1 to 996 and encodes 331 amino acids. The record is from RefSeq and is a predicted model, not a curated record. The transcript has 2 exons.
AUGGAAAUACUCCCACCCGAGCUCCUCCUGUACAUCUUCUCUCUCGCUGCCACUGAUGGUGGUCCAACGUCACGCUCUCUCGCUUUGGUUUCUACAUAUAUCCACGCUGCCUCUACGCCUGUUCGGUUUCAUACUGUCGCACUCAAUGGACAUCCCGCGCAACUGAGGACGUUCUUCUCCCAUCUAGACGCGGAACGCGCUCGUAGCCUCGACUCUCCUCCACUCGUUCGCGGCCUGUACGUCAAGUGCAUCAACGGUCCCCAUGAGCCCGUUCAGCGACAACAGGGUGUCAUGUCCACACACGAUCCGAAGCGGACGGAUUUUACUCAAGCAGACGAAGAGCAGUACUGCGCUCUCAUCACAUCCCUCCUCAACGAGGUUGCGCCUACCCUCGACACUCUUACGAUUUCAUUUCAAACCCCCUUCCUCAGCACACGCGUCCCUCUGCCGACAUUGUUCCCGAGGUUGCGGGAGCUCUCCGUGGUCGGCACCUAUUCUUCAUUCUUCGAUACCACACACUUCCCUUCUCUCCAGCGCCUCUCCCAUCGCGGCGUGACCGACCAAGUCCUCCGCCUACCAUCCUUCAUCGCGCUAGCUCCAAACCUCACCCAUCUUCGUCUCUCCCACUUCCGCGCUGAGAGCGUGGAGGGCGUCUUCGAUGCCGAUCAACCAAGCCCGGAGUCCGCCCCCGAGACCAGGGCACCCCCGCGGUCGUGGAAGAUGAAGAAGAUCAUCCUCCAACCCGACCCGCCCAUAGGUCUGAUGUGCGGGUUCGGGUUCGCGCAACGCCGAAGCUUCCUCGAGCAGCUCGAGCAGAAGAUCGUGGGCGCAAGUGUGCCGGUGUACCUCGUCCCGCCCCCUCAAAGAUGGAAUACGGAACUGGACGCGGAGCAGAUACUGCUGGAGUGGAAGGAGCGCAUGGAAGGGGGCGUCGGCGGUUGGAGCAUACGGAAGGCUUGGGCAGGGCCGCGUGGGCGACCUAAAUGGGCUUGGUAG